AAACUAUUAUAUAAUUUUGGUAAAGUUUGAUACACUUUAUUAUUUGCUUAUUCUUAGCUCUUAUUUUUUAGGGGACAAAGGCAAUUGAAGGAUUAUUCAUGGACAUGUCUGAACAACAAGAAAUUCAAUUUACAACUGAAACCUUCGCAAAGAUGAAUAAACUUAGAUUGCUCAAAAUUCAUCAAGAUGCUAAAUAUGAUCAUAUUAUGGAAAUUGAUGGAGAUGUGCAUUUUCCUCAAGUGGCCCUUCCUAAAGACUUGAAAUUGCCCUCUUUUGAGUUAAGGUAUCUCCGUUGGGAUGAAUAUUCUUUAAAAUACUUGCCACCAAAUUUUCAUCCGAAGAAUCUUGUUGAGCUCAACUUACGGUGUAGCAACAUAAAACAACUUUGGGAAGGAAAUAAGCUUCUUAAAAAGUUAAAGGUCAUCAAUCUUAAUCAUUCACAACAUCUCAUGGAGUUCCCAAGCUUCUCAAUGAUGCCAAAUUUGGAGAUACUAACCCUUGAAGGGUGCAUAAGCCUUCAGCGUCUUCCAAUGGACAUUGAUAAGUUGCAACACCUUCAGACUCUCUCUUGCCAUGAUUGUUCAAAACUAGAGCAUUUCCCAGAGAUCAAGUACACAAUGAAAAAUCUCAAAAAGCUUGAUUUAUAUGGAACAGCUAUAGAGAAGCUACCCUCAUCAUCAAUUGAACAUUUGGAAGGGCUUGAAUAUUUGAAUUUAGCACAUUGCGAAAAUCUUGUGAUUCUUCCUGAGAGUAUUUGUAAUUUGAGAUUUCUCAAGUUUCUCAAUGUCAAUGCAUGUUCAAAACUCCACAGGUUGAUGGAGAGUCUAGAGAGCCUGCAAUGCUUAGAGGAGUAUUACAUCUAA
Molecule: messenger RNA, 863 nt
Organism: Vitis riparia (riverbank grape)
Lineage: Eukaryota; Viridiplantae; Streptophyta; Magnoliopsida; Vitales; Vitaceae
Product: disease resistance protein RPV1-like
Exons: 3
Coding region: 99-863 (254 amino acids)
Biological process (GO): defense response
Molecular function (GO): protein binding
Source: RefSeq, a predicted model, not a curated record